AGGCGAGCAGCCAACGUGGUUGAGUUCUCAGUGCGGGGAUUGGGCCUGCUGUCAGGCAAGCUCACCAUUGAAGCCACGUACACUGUGUCCUCUCCAACUCGUGUGGACAUCAGAUUCGAGAGCUCCAGUAUUGUGCCAGAUCAGCUGAGCAAGCUGUUUGAGAAGAACUACGAUCUGCUGCUGCAAGUAUUCAACCCGGACGGAUGGCUCGAGAUAACCUAUGUGGACGACACUGUACGAAUCGGGCGUGACAAUAAGGGGAAUAUAUUUGUGGUGGAAAGGCAGGUGUCGCAACAAUAGGCUGGCAGUAAUCCGGCAUUUUCCAAAGCACAAAAUUGGGACAGGUCAGGCUAAUGGAGAAA
This is a messenger RNA of Closterium sp. NIES-67, 362 nucleotides long. The record is from the annotation of a GenBank genome assembly. Lineage: Eukaryota; Viridiplantae; Streptophyta; Zygnematophyceae; Desmidiales; Closteriaceae.